UUCGUGGUUUAUGCUGAGAUCUGUCAUGCUGUUUUAUGUGGGCUGUACGAUGUAACAUCAACGUUCGGAACACGCAAGCCGGGGGGAAAAAAAUCAGGCGCCAUGAAACAGUAUUCCGUACUGUAAACAAGCGCUUGUUAGUCGGAUUCAACUUUCCAGCUGGCAACUUGUUAGUCGGAUUCAACCUUCAAGCUGCCAAGGCUGUUGGAUCGAAAGAGGGAACUGCAAAAACGGAUCUGAAUAUCCUGGCGAAAAGCGUCAUCUUGCGUGCGUGUUAAGCCGCGAUGGCAAUCCGUUCUUGUCUCGAACUCGCCUGCCAUUUUAUAAGAAAAAUCAAAGCCAGCUCUCUCAAUCCACAUUGCCUUUCCUCCUUCCCGCUGCCACCACACCCAUCCACAAAUCGCUAGGCUAGGGUUUGACACGCCGCCGGCCGCCGCCAUGUCAGCGCUAGGUCCGCUGCGCCGCUGGAAGCGCUUCUUCUCGGUGUUCGGUCAAAUCGACGCCGCCAUCGAAGCCGCCCACCCGUCCAUCUCCCGCGACGAGUUCCGGUCCCUAAGGGGCAGAAUCGUCGAGAUGCUGUGCGACUCCGAAGACGACGACGAGAGAGCGGAGCAGCUCUGCUUAGCUCUCGACGGCGCGAUGGCGGAGUCCCUCGUCACGCUGCUGGAGGUGCCCGUGUCGUCGAGGGUGCUGGUGUCAGGCGACCUUCCUAAGUCCGUCUCCGCCCUGGGGCAGCACGAGUCGGCCCGGAUCCGCAGCCUCACGCGCGGCGUCGUGCGCGGGUGGCGGUCAGCCGUCGAGAGUGAACUGGAGAGCGCCAAAGCGGCUAUGGAGGCCCUGAACAACCUGUCUCAUCUGAUGCCGCCUGAGAAAGAGAGACUCGCCUCCAACAGUCAUGUGCCCAUCGCCGCCGGCAAAGACGAGACGCGAAUCAAACACACGCCGGCCAAAUUUCCAUCGAAGAGGACUCCCAACAUCACCGGCAAAGACGAGACGCAAAUCAAAGACACGCCGGCCAAAUUUCCAUGCAAGAGGACUCCCGUCGCUGGCAGCAGUUGCAGUGAAUCCCGCGAGGUGCUGGCUACAAAGCGUAAGCUCCGAGAGGGCUACCAGGAGGUCGAGAACGCCCAGAGUCAGCGCAAGACCCGCGUCAUCGAGGAACCCAAGAUGUUAGAACAGCCGAAGCAGAAGAAAAUGCAUCCCAUGAUCACACCACGGGAGAGUAGCCGAGCAAGAUGUGGGAACCUAACCACCGUGAGGCGUUCUCUGAUGCCUUCCUUCAUGGUUUAGAAUUCUGUAGCGGUUCAGAGUUUGUUGUGCACUGCUGCAGUCGUGUAAUGUGAUGGGAUGAUUACUAUGUUGGACGUGUAAUGGUGAUUGAAUUGUUUAUUAUGUUACUGAUGAACUUGUUGUUCAAGUGAUAUUUAUUACUUACAGAAUUGCACUUGCUUCUUCCAA
Sorghum bicolor (sorghum) is the source of this 1458-nucleotide messenger RNA. RefSeq lists its product as uncharacterized. NCBI's taxonomy places the organism in Eukaryota, Viridiplantae, Streptophyta, Magnoliopsida, Poales, Poaceae. The record is from RefSeq and is a predicted model, not a curated record. The coding region runs from base 439 to 1290 and encodes 283 amino acids. The transcript has a single exon.